Molecule: messenger RNA, 10248 nt
Organism: Atta colombica
Lineage: Eukaryota; Metazoa; Arthropoda; Insecta; Hymenoptera; Formicidae
Exons: 17
Coding region: 50-9844 (3264 amino acids)
Biological process (GO): exocytosis
Cellular component (GO): exocytic vesicle; plasma membrane
Molecular function (GO): neurexin family protein binding
Source: RefSeq, a predicted model, not a curated record
ACGAUGCAGUGCGUCGUUUGGUAGAUUUUACAAUAUUGGCACAACUUGCAUGCGCUGCAGACACCGCGUAUGCCGGCAAUGUCGCAUUGAGAUCAGAAACCACGCAGGAGAUGACAAAGAAGUCGAGUGGAUCUGCAACGUCUGCUACAAGAUUGCUGAAUUACACGUCGUUACCGGUAAGUGGAUGCACGAAAGUUCGAUUUCCAGCAAAUCUGUCAGCGAGAAAACAGCACAUAUUCCAGUGGACAUAUUGAAUCGCAGCAUCCGACGAGCUUGGACGAUUAAUGGUCCUCCAACACGUUGGUUAGCUGCGAGAAAGUCUCCAGAAUUGCGAAUAUAUCGCAGUUUACCAUCUCGCCAUCAGGAUUAUCAAGAUCCAUUAAAGGAUUCAAACUUCGAUGACAGAACAUUAUCGAAGCUUGAGAAUUUGCGAGAAGGCAGAUUGGACGUAAAGGACUGCGCUGAGAAUGCCGGUAACAACUAUAGAGAUGCAAUUGAAGCGAUCGAGAAGAGCACAUCGAUUAACGAACGAACAAAACGAGAGAAACCAAUCGUUAAAGAGGAGGAAGUGCCAUCAUUGGAUAUUAUAAGAUUUAAUAAGAGAAGCGAACGCUCGGGUAAAGAGCAAGAGGAUCCUGUGCAGGAGCAGUGCACACCGAGAAUAUCAUUUAUAAAACCGCCAAGAAUCCUCACAAAGUUUAUAUCUCCGGACACAAAACCGAGCCCAACGAAGCAUGGCGAGAGGAAAUCAAAUAUUCCAAUUUUUAAAAGGAGCUCCAAAGAGUUCGAAGAUAUCCGGAGCCCACAAGAGUCACCCAAGCGAUCGCUUAUUCCUCAAAGAUAUAGAGGAAGCACUGAUGAUUUGCGUCGCAGUCGUGAGGACAUAAGCGUGCCGAGCUUGAUUCCAAAACUCUUAUCCUCUCGCAGUAAGGAGGAGCGAUUGAAGCGACAAGACAGUAAAGACGACAUCCGUCCUUUAUCGAGAUCUGCACGAAAGGAUUUCAAGGAAGAGAGCAAGUCACCGUCACUUGCCAUUUCACAAACGUCCACCAAUAAGGACGAAGUCUACAAGUCAGGAAUAAGGAUCUUUCGUCGUGAAAAUAGUCGCGAGGACGUGGGCAGAGACAACGCGAAUUCGAUCAAAGAAUCCACGAAAGGAAAGCAACAGGAGAAGCAAGAAAGAACGGAGGUUGUGGGCGGUGCAGCAAAAGUUGCCGAGUUGAAAGUUACCGACGAGUUACCGAAUAGAACGAGACGCGAGGACGGCAAGGACAACGCCAACGAAAGAUCGUCAUCGGGAAGAAAGGAGGCACAUGCCUCGAUCGAAUCGGACUCAACAGUACUGGACGCACAAUCAGACGAGAAAGUUGAUGCGAAACACCAGGACGCGAGGAUGAUCGAUAUGAUCAUCGCGGAAAACAGGACGCAGGACGAACGGAUGCGGGAACAGGAUACGAUGGUCUUGGGUAACAAGGGGGACGAGAAGCAUUUGCUAGCGACCCGAGAACCAAUCGAAUCCAUCGUGGAAAAUCAGAGGCAAAACAACAACGAAAAGGAAACACGGAACACUACGGAACAAUUAUUGGAUAUCGGCAGUGACGGUGACGUCAUUGGAAUCACCAAUGAAAGAAAGGGCUCACUGGAGAUCGGUUAUGGAAAGAGGCCGGACGAGUUUCAAGUGGUACGACGAAAGUUCUCCAAAGAAGAAUUCUCAAAUCCAGAUGACACUGACGACACUCCAAAUAAGCGUUGUUCAAGUCAUUUAUCGCCAGAAGCCAGUCCAUUGAGUACAAGAUCGUCGAGAUACAGUCCUCGGGAGAGCGAGAGCGAACCCACUCCUGCAUUGCCGCGUAAAACCGGAGGAGACUCCUGUUCCGCUUCCCAGAGGAUACGCGACGCUAUUACGAGGACCAGGAGAGAAUCCAACAGUAGCACAAGAUACGAAAGUAGCGGCAGCGAAAGUGUUAGAUUAAGUGAGACCGGUUUGCACGGAUAUGCAGAAUUGGCAAGGAAAGUAAAGUUCUUCGGAGGAAAUGGUAAUGGCUCGGUUUCGUCGACAAUCGAUGGCGAUGAAGUUGUGCAACGCGACAGUGCAACCAGCGCAGGCGAGGAUGAAAUCAAUGAAGAUGGCCACGACAGAACAGGCCCAAUUCCUUCGCAAGGAAGGACGAUGCUGCGACGAAGGAGACAGUUCGAUGCUCAAGGUUCGCGGCGACGUGGGAGAUCGCACGCAAGAUCUUGCUGCGGCGGCGAGGAUCUGCAGAGCCUGCAGACCUUGAACUUGAUCGGACGCGGGGGUGGAAGCAGUCGGCAGCGCAGUCCUAAUCCUGCGACAGGUGGUCCAGGUCAGGAUCAGCCGGCAUCCGUGGUGGAUUACAGACGGCUAGUGUUCAUCAGCUCGGACUCGUCGUCAGGCCGCGAGGAGGAUGAUGCCGACAGUAGUUGCUCAAGCUCGUCCUACCUGAACGGACUGCCGCGCAACGGCAAUCACCACCAUCAUCACGCGCAGUCGCUCGAGGACUGCGACUGGGACUACUUCGAAAGCGGCUCUCUGCCGUUGCCAACAACACCAAUUGUCACCGUCGGCGCUGGUGUUAACAUCGCCGGUAGAGCGGAUAUCAUUGGUCAGGACGUUUGGAGUUGCUGCCCAGGACGCGGUUCCGCUGCUUGUCAGGCCUGCGGUGGUUCCCGAAGUGCGAACGUGCUUCCGGUACCGGUACCUAUACCAGUCCCUGUUCCAUAUCCAGUGCCGAUACCGGCCGCACUGUGGACUGGUGAUUUUGCGGCAGCUGCAUCAUCCAUGAUAAGUCGCAGUGACGGUCACGCCGAGCCAGGAACUCUGAGGUUACGAGGUGACCCAGCGGCACCUUGGUUCGCCUGGCACCCUCGAUUCAACCAGCCUCUUCAUGGCGCACGUUUAGAUCCCCGGCUCGCUGGCGCCUUCGAUCCAACCACCUGCACCUUCCGCCCGCCUGAUCAAGUGUUGACUCCGAGAUUGUACGGUCCAAUAACUGAGACAAUAACGACCGCAACGAAUCUCGAGUCUUCUCAAAUAAGUCAAGAUGUGAGAGAUGAAGCAAACGUCAUAUUGAAGACUGAGAAACUUAGAAAGGAGGAAAACUUGCUGGCGAAGGAUAUUAACGAAUCUAGUUCCUCUACUACAAAGAAUAAAAAGAAGUUAGAAGAAACGAAGAACAUCGAAAUAGAAGGCAAGAAAGAUGAAGAAGAAACGGAAAUGAACGAAGAGGCCACUUGUGAAGAUUCCUUAUUGUCAUCUUUCGAAAGGAAUGCACAAGGAAUGUAUCAGCACUCGCGAGAGGAUUCGGACAGCUCGUCCGGUAGAUCGUCAGCAGAUAGCAGCGAUCUGGAAGAGGAUUCCAGCUCGCAUAGAUUCUCUAAAGUAUUUGUGGUGAACGACGACUCGCUCACCAGCGACAACGAUAUCGAGGAUAAUGAAGAGAAUGAUUCCGAUUCUGCUGCGGAAGGUGGUGUAACCUUGAAACGUGUCACUGCGAUUCCUGAAGAAGAACCGGUAGUGUUGCAACAUGUAAGACUAUUAAACGAAGAUAUAUUCAUGGAAAAUGAACGAGGAGUAAACAAGAACGAAUUAGAAGAAUCUAAUAAGCAUUCCAAGACUUAUAUCUUUGGCAAUGACCAGCUUAAAAGCGACGAUAAAUCAUUGGAUAAACCUGCUGCUAAUUUAAUUGACAAACGAAAAAGUCGCAAUAAGAAGAUCGGAAGUGAUAGCGAUGAUAAACGACUUCCUUUCUUACUGCAACGUCGAUCGAUCCCAGAAGAGUUAUAUCUUGCAGAUAAUAGUGAUUGUUCUGAUAACCGAAUUGAAUUGAAAUCCAUAAGGAUGCUCGAUCCCGAUAACAUUGAUCUGCCUACAGUCUUGAAAAACGAAAAACCUGUUUCAAAAAUACAAAUUUGCUCUGAAGCUGUUAAUACAUCGAAAGAGAUUUUGCAGAAUGGUCUGAUCGAAUGUCCAAAGUCACCUUCAAGCGACACCUGGGAUUCAACAAUUGUACCAGAUUCUCUCGAAAUUUCUGGAGUUUCUUCCGAAACUUCAGUUCCUGGAGAAACUGACAUCGAUCAUCGAAAUAGACUUAAAGUCUUUGAUAACGGACAGAUUACGCGAUCGAUCAUAACAACCAACGAUUGCAAGAAGCAAGAAGAUAAGCGUUUAUCGGAGGCAGAUUGUUCGAAUGUCGAUAUCAUUGCCGACGCGUUGACUGACAGUUGCACCAGCAAUGAAAGCAACACUACAGGUAGUGAGGUGAGCAGCGAUGAGCUUCACGAGUACGAAGUGACUCCGAUUGAGUCAUCCUUUGAUUACAGUAACGAGAUCUCCGCAAUCAACGACGAAUUACUGUAUCAAAUUAGCAAGAAGAAAACUGAAGAUAUUUCAAAAGGAAUCAAGGAAAAUGGUUAUCAUCUUGGCAAUAAUCAUGAUGACAAAACAAGUUCGACAAUGACGAAAAGCGGCGCCAAGCAGAGCGUACAGACUGAAAGACCGAUCAGCGGGCGGUCUUCGAUAAAAUCGAUGAUCAGCGCGAAGGAUGAUAACGACGACGACAACGAUGACGAAGACGACGAUGAGGGCUAUCGCUCCGUUACGUGUCGUCGCGGCGGUCAAGAUGGCGGGCCAGGAGACAACGACCCGACGGCAGUAGCGGCGGGUGAGGAGCGCGUACAAACAGACAUAGGCAAUGCAAUAUUAACCAGCAGGAUCCAGGAGAUGAUGGGGAGCGCGGAGGAGCAAGACGGCAACGGCAGCAAGGUGGACAUUGCGCAUGACGGCCCGGUGAGAGGCGAGAUUGCCGUUCAGGUGGGAGGAAAUGGUGAUGGUAACGGUGUUAGUGGUAGUGGUGAAUACUCCGAGGAGGGGGACGCGACACGGUUUCGCUCAGUCGAGCGACGCCCGUGCACUCGGCAGGAGAAUGGAUUCCCAGCUGACGGCCAAACGUCGGCCAAGGACCUUGCCAGAGACUCAGUUCAGCACAACAGCAGUAACAAUAUUAGCGGUAACAAUAAAUACAGAAGUCUCGUGAUGAUUACCCAAGAAGCGUCCUACCAGCCGGUAAGCGUCGUCACAUCGGACACCACGACAUUGCUGCAACCGGAUGAGAUCCAUUCGGCUGGAAGCCAGGGAGGCCUGGCCGGCUACUUCCAGCUGGCAUUGGAGGCGGCGAGCGAACCGCAAUUACAUCGCAAAAACGCUCCGCGUAAGCCGCUGAUGGUGAAAAGAUUACCAGCCACAGUCGCGGUCUCCGCUGUCACGACGAGUCAUCAAUCAGCCGAGCCUGAAGUGGAUAGUGGAUUGAGUGUCGGUAGCGCUAGUGAAAGCGACGACGUGUCCGUGAAAAACGUGCCGAAGCCGCUCAAUUGUCGACAGGAGAAUGCGGAUGACGUAUCGAAGGAUCGUUCGGUGUCGGAUUAUCGUGAAUUACGUGUUUCGUCACAGUCUAGUGAUGAUAAUUCAGGUACUGGUGGUAUUAUUAUACUCGAAGAAGGUCUGGCUGAUGAUGAUUCUUGGGUGGAAGAAGUAUCUCACGAUGAAGAUGAACCAGGCGCGACCACUGCCACGGAAGAAAGCUCUGAAGAUGAAGCUAAUAACUUUGGCGAUCGUGAAGAAGAACUCAGAGGCUAUCGUAGACAAGCGAUUGAUUUUACCUUGCACACAAUCGUCGAAGAAUCCUGUGAGGAGAGUGAAACGGAGCCCAGUCUGACUGCGGGAAGUCCUUCGAAAAAACCACGACCACCUUCUGCUUCAGAUUUAGAGAAAUAUUUCUUUUUUGGAUUGGGAGGUGAUGGAAAUAGCUCCAGUAUAGGUUCGCGCGAAGUUGACAGCUUGUCAGAAACCUCAUCGAUUUAUUCUGAGGGAUUGGAGUCGCUCGGCCAAGACGAAACUAACGGCAGUGGUCAAAACCAGGACAGGUCGAAUAACAGUGAAGGUUUUCUAAAUUCUUCUAGACUGGAAAAAUAUUAUCUAUCAGAAUUCCUCGGCUUCGAUCAGGAUAGAAGAGAUUCUGAUGGUUCAGUAGGAAGUGAUUCCGAAGGCAGACCAAGUCCAGAAGCGCAAAGAAGAAAAAAAUUAGUGCGUGCGAGAGGUACAGGCAGAUCUCAUAGUUCUUCUCUGGAUAAUUUGUUAGCUCUCACACAGAGCUCACAAAACCUGAGUUCGCAAAAUUCUCUUCAAGAUCUAAGCCUUAAUCAAGACAUGCAGGAGACUCAAUCUGAAGGUUCCUCAACAGAGACUGAUGGUACUGAAGACGGGCAAACCGCUGUAUUUGGCACGGACGGUCAAUUCGAUACAGUAAAACGCAAGAAGAAAAAACCGCGAAAUCUGGGAACUCAAAGUCCACGCGUGUCAGAUGAUCGGAACAAGACGCCAGAACCUAGCAGAGAAAUGACGCUGAUGAACGAAGUCGUAAUAGAAAACGAAAAUGAGGAGAAUUCUGAGGACUCGGACAGAGCGAAGACUCCGCAACCAGAGUCCGUUCUGUCUUCGUCUUCCUCGCCGUCCACUCUUACAAAUAAUAGCAAUACAUUGAAUGCGGCCUCAUCCUCGCAAAUGGAUUCAAGAAAUUCGGUUUCGAUGAAUUCAAUUGAUGGUCAACGAUCAAAGCAACAAUCGCGGGAUUCAGGCUUUGUUGGUAGCUGCGACGAUCUUCUUCAGCAUCAAAAAUUGCCAGAUGAAAGCCAAACAGGUGGCAUUGGAAGCGGUGGCACUGAGGCCGAUCAAGAAACCGACAAAGAUCGCUCGCUCAGUAAGAUUACGGAGCAUUCUCAGAACGCGAAUCAAAACGCUAUUAAAGAAGGAGCGACCGGCAAAAGCAACUUGAAGCAUCCGGUGAAUCAUGCAAGUCUUCCGCACCUGGCGAAUGCCUCACUGUCACGUAAAGAUAGUUUCAAUAACUGGUCCAGUGAUGAGGAAACGAAUCUCAUGAUGUCAAAGAUGCGGCAGUUUUUCAAAACGAUGGUGGCCAAUACGAACGGUCAAGGACAGAAUGCUACCAACGCAAAUUCCGGUGGUGUUUCUCCAGCACCGAGUCCUCGACUGCCAGGUUAUACCUCGAAAGCACGACUCUGUGUCCAGAAUCGCACCAAACCGCCGCAAUUGGUAUAUUUUGAGAAUGAGCUGACACGAUUGAUGAAGACGGUGCCGGGAAUACGUGACGAACAAGUGCGAGAGAUCGUCGAGUAUCUCAGCUCAGAAGAUACGUGGUCGGAUUCUUAUGACAGUUCAGAUUAUACUAGCUCCGACCUUGAGGGCGCUGCCGGAGGUCGCAGAUCAGCCUUGCAGGAACAAAUCUCGCAAAGUUGUCAACAAAUUAUCAGUAAAUUUGACACCACUUCCACUGGCGGUGACGCAACUCUAUCGGACAAAGAGAAGGAACAAAUGAAAGAACCUGGGUCAAGUUCUACGAUGCAACCUGCGCCUUGUCUGGGUAGGGAUACUGCUUUCGUCUAUCAAAAAUUGGUACAAAGUUUCACAAAAAUGGCCGGUGACGGCGUGAGUUCGGACGCUAAUUCUACGCCGCACAGUAGUCCGCCAUUGAUCGCCAAAGUAAUGCAUCACAUCGGUAGUCGGCUAGUAGCGCUGAUGCACGAAGUUUCGGAAGGCGGACCGGCCGCGCAUCAUCCUUCUACAUGGCGACGAUAUUCUCAACAUCAUCGAACCCCAUCUUCGGCGUCUACCACCGAAGACGAUGACUCAACAUCCGAUUCCACUAAUGCGCCCUCAUCAGCGCAUUUGCUACCAAGAUCAAAAUCUCAUGAUCCCUUGUUGUUGAUCAACAGUCAUCCAGCAGUCACCGCCGGUCAAGAAGGGGAAGAACGAGAGGCCAGUGACUAUGAAAGAUUUUCUUGGCGUGGCAGUUUUGAGUCUACGCUUAUGGCUGCCGACUCGAGGACGAAACUGAGCCUGUUAGCAUGUUCUGGUGACGUCAGUAGUGGUGGUAGUGUCAGUGCAAGUGCAAGUGCCCUAGCCGCGAAGCGGCGUAGCGCCGGCGAUUUGCUAUUCAAUCCGAAGAGCUUUUCUAGAGAACAACUGGACAGGGUAAGGAGUUGCGGUUCGAUCGGUGGCGGAAGUGGGGCCGGGACUGGCGGAGCUGGCAGCGGCUCUGUCGAGGAGAGGAUAUGGAGUAACAGGAGAAGAUCUUCCGUUCCCGAUGCUAACACUAGGGGAGAAUCAGGUGCAUCAGCUGGCGACGAAGAUACAGAAGAUGAAUUGGAAUACGGUGGAGAAUCGCGAGCAACAACGCUUCCACGUGGAAUGCAAUCCGCCAUCAGUGCGGCUACUAAUUCCUUGCCGCGACUAUCUGUGCCGAGCGCGCCGACUGGCUUGACGACGACAUCAUUGUCAUCGUCAUCUGCAACAACAGCAGUAACGUCGACCUCGUCAUCGAUGCACAAGGCGCACAGUGUCUACCAUUUCCUGCCACAGCACAGCGGCGUCAAAUCCGCUCGAUAUCGACCUCCCGGCUUCGCCAGAAACAGCAAUAUCGGAUCCGGCGGGAUCGGCAGCGGACCCAAACGUGCCGUCAGUGCACCGGGCCUGCAAGUUUCCGGCUCACAAUCGACCACCAACAAGCGAGAUAAUUCCAGAUCGAGGAGGCAGCAGACGAUGUCGCUCACGUCGGACGAUGGAAGCAGUUUGUCGGAAGCAUGCAGCACGCCAAUUAUCGGAGCAGGAUCACGAGCAGGCUCUAGUCAUACAGUCUUAGAUAUGGACGAUAUCGAUCCGGGCCAUCUCGCCACUCGGUCGUCUCUGUCGAGUCUCGGGGCACGUUCGGACUCGAUGGCGUCGGUAUACAGUGGUGCGGGUGAGGGACGUUGUUGUCGAUCCGUGGUAGUCACAGGUGAGGUAGAAUUCGCCUUGCAGUACGACUACAAGAAUUUGACGUUUGAGGUGCACGUGACCAAGUGCAAGAACCUCGCGCCAGUAGAUGUAAAGCGCAAACGAUCGGAUCCAUACGUCAAGGUAUAUUUGCUGCCAGAUAAAUCGAAAAGCGGUAAAAGAAAGACGAAAGUGAAAAAACACACAUUAAAUCCAGAGUUUAACGAAACAUUGAAGUUCCAUAUGAGUCUGGGUGGUCUGGAGACAAGAACACUAUGGCUGACGGUCUGGCAUUCGGACAUGUUCGGUCGCAACGAUUUCCUCGGCGAGGUGCGAAUGCCGCUGGAAAACAAGAUAUUCGACGAUCCAACGCCACAUUGGUAUCCUCUUCAAGAGAGAACGGAGCCGUUUGAUGAUCCGGUUGCAUAUAAAGGCGAGGUGAUCGUUGGUCUAAAGUUUGUUCCGCCGGAUCCGGCGCAGCAAGAACGUGAUCGGGAAAGCAGUGCGGAACGUAGCAGUUCUAAAACGAAAAAGAACUGGAGCCGCGGCGCGCUCCAUGUACUUGUCAAGGAGGCUAGAAAUCUGCAGACGCGCGGCAAAAACUCGGGUACCUGCGAUCCCUUCUGUAAGAGUUAUUUGCUUCCCGACAAAGGACGAUCUGGUAAGCAGAAAACCGGCGUCGUUCGUAGGUCUGGCGGCUCACCAGUUUGGGGUCAUACGUUCAUCUAUAAGGAUGUUAGUUUACAAGAAUUGGCGGAACGCGGAUUAGAAUUAACAGUCUGGGACCAUGAUCGAAUUGCUAGCAACGAAUUCCUUGGCGGCGUUCGAUUUAAUCUUGGCACGGGCAAGCAUUAUGGGAAAUCGGUGGAUUGGAUGGAUGCGACCGGCCGUGAGUUAUCUCUCUGGCAAAACAUGCUCGAAAGGCCAAAUUUCUGGGUCGAGGGCGCAGUAACAUUAAGGCCGAACUUGCACAAUCAUGGGAAAAACAACGGUACUUAAAACAGCAACGUGAUAAUGUCGCCCACUCUCUCCAGUUCUUGUUUCCGAGAGAUGAACGGUUCACCAAUUUAGUUCAAGUUGAUUGUACAUAGAUCUAAAAGUGUCACGCUUACGACGUGAUCUUAAAUAUUUGCGAACGAAGAAUCAGUGCCUUCGGAAGCGACUUGAACUCGUCUAAUCUUCCUGAAUGGAUGUAGACAAAAAUUCUCUGCAAAAUUCCCGUCAAUCGUAAAAAUCGUUUACCAGAUUAGCUUGGACUGAUGAAAUAUAUCAUUAUCGGUUCCGAACUUCAUAUUAUGUAAACAGUACGCAUUAAAUUAUUUUCAGUUCCCUAUCCAUUCUUAUUUCUACGUUGCCCGUUAUUGAUUUUUAUAUAAAUCGUGUUCUCUACGUAAAAUUCUUUC